Messenger RNA from Rotaria sp. Silwood1, 580 nucleotides. NCBI's taxonomy places the organism in Eukaryota, Metazoa, Rotifera, Eurotatoria, Philodinida, Philodinidae. The record is from the annotation of a GenBank genome assembly.
AUUAGAACGAGUAACUGUUCAAAUCGAUGGAUCAGCUGAAGGUUUUGAAGUUGUCCAUUGUACUACUUGUCAAGUUAUUAAAUGUAAUGAUACGGGUACAACUUAUACAUUAGUUAAAUUACCUGAUGAUUCAUCAGCUGUAACUGGUAAAUUAGCAUGUACAAUGAAAUAUACAGUUAAAGAUUGUGAUCCAACGACCGGUGUACCAGAUGAUGAAGAAGGUUAUGCUGAUGAAUUUGUGCUUGAAGAUAUUGGAAUAACAGAAGAAAUUGGAGCUGAAAAUGAACUUGAAGAUACAUAUACAUUAUUAAUUCCAACACUUGAAGAAUGUGUGAAGAAAAUAAUAAAUUAUAUGGGAAUGCAAGCUUGUGAACGAUCAGACAAAAUUCCAGAAGGCAAAGCAUCACAUGCACUUUAUUUAGCGGGUGUCUAUCGUGGUGAACAUGAUGUACUUGUUCGAGCAAAAAUGGCAUUGGGUGGUACAACAGUAUAUCCAGGAGCACAAGCUAUUACCAGGCAAUUAACAAUACGUUCGACAGAUGAAUCAGCUGUGCAAGUUAUUGCUUCAGCAGUCGAAUAA